AUGAGUUUUUUCCUUUAUUCUGUUGAUUCAGUUAAUACUGAUUUAUGUAUAUUGAAACAUCCUUACAUCCUUGCAAUAAAUCUAUUUUAGAAAUGAUGAAUUACAUUUUUGAUAGGCCUUUAGAUUUGAUUUUUUAGUAUUUUGUUGAGACAAGGACAGAACAUACAAAAACUAUAAGCCAAUAUUUCUGAUAAACAUAGAUAUUGGCCUAUAGUUCUUUUUUUUGUUGGUUGUGUUCUUGUCUCCUAUUGAUAUCAGAAGGAUGCUGGUCUGGUAGAACGAGUUUGGAAGAUUUCCCUUUGUUUUAAUUCUUUGGAAUAGUUUGAGAAGAAUGGACACUCAUUCUUAAAAUUUGUUUAACCAGGUAUGGUGGCACAUGUCUGUAAUCCUAGUUUCUUGGGAGGCUAGAGCAGAAGGAUUACAAAUUCAAGGCCAGCCUGUUAGUGAGAUUUUAUCUCAACAGAGGCAGAAAAGGCAUCAGAUAAAAUUAAACAUCUCUUCAUGAUAACAUCCCUGAAUAAAUUAAGUAUAGAAAGAAUAUAUAACAACACAAGGAAGGCUAUAUGUGACAAAAUCAUAGACAGGUACAGAGUGAAUGGGAAAAGCUGCAAGCCUUUCCUUUAAUAUCUGGAAAAAUACAAGGAUAUCCACUCUCACUACUCAACAGAGUACUGGAAGAUUUAGCCAGAGCAAUUUGACUACAGAAAGAAUUAAAGGAAUUUGAUUAGGAGGGCAAGAGGUUAAAUUAUAUGUUUGUAGAUGAUAUGAUUCUAGGUAUAGAAAAACCUAAAGACUCCACUGAAAGACUAUAAGAAGUGAAACAAUUUCAGUAAAAGAUACAAAAUCAAUAUGCAAAAAUCAGUAGUAUUUUUAUAUACUGGUAACAAAUUUGCUGAUGAGAAAUCAUGAAAACAUUUAUCCCAUUUAUGUCAGCAACGAAAAUACAAAAACAAAAAUUAAGAAUCUAGGAAUCACUAUAUCUAAGGAAGCAAAAGUCUUUUACAAUGAAAAUUACAAAAUACUGACAAAAGAAAGUGAAGAUACAAAAAAAAAAAAAAGUAGAAAGUCCUCCCAUGCUCAUGGACUAAAGGAAUUAAUAUUGUUAAAAUGUCCAUACUACACUAAGUGAUUCAAGAUUUGAUGCAAUCUCCAUCAGAAGACCAAUGGCAUUCUUCACAGAACUAGAAAAUACAAUCCUAAAAUUCACAUGGAAGCACAAAUAGCUAAAGCAAUCUUAAACAAAAAGAACAAAGCUGGAGGCAUUGCAGUAUCUGAUUUUAUGACAUACUACAAAACCACAGUAACCAAAACAGCACAGUGCUUGCAUGAAAACAGACACAUAGACCAACUGAAUAGAAUAGAUAUCCCGGAAAUAAACACUUACACCUAUGGAGAUCUGAUUCUUGAUAACAGGGCCAAAAACACACAUUGAAAAAAAGCCAGUCUCUUCAAUAAAUGGUACUGGGGAAACAGCACAUGUAGAAGAUUGAAACUUGACACUUCUCUUACCCAUAUAAAUAUUAAAUCAAGAUGGACUGUUAAGCACCUCUUCUAAAAAAUGCACAUUAAAAAUUAAAACAUUAGUCAAAAUUAUAUUAUGCAAUGAGUGAUUCCUUUGGAAGACAGAUUUGAAAAUGGAUUAUUCUUGCAAGAACUCUUAACCCCUGUCCCCCUAAAAUAUCUUUGAACUUCAAUUUUGAGAAGACUCUCUUUAAUGCUUGUCUUCAUGAAACCCCCUUUUAAAACAGCAAUGCCUCUAACCAUUCCACAGCUUUCAUUAGGUAUGAUCUUAAUAAUUGUACAGUGCACAUUUGACCAAUGCUAAUUGGGCCCUGUUGAAAUUGUAACUGAGCUAAUACAGCUGAGUAGGUUAUGCAUGCAAGCAUAUGAAUUGUUGGAAAAAACAAACAAACCUAUUUGCACAUAAAAGUUCCCUGGACAUCUAUCAGAGUUGUUUAAUGAGCAUAUGACCAGAAACUCUGUUGAAUAUUUUUAAAGUUAAAAUAAAGUUCUAAAAAGUCAACUCUUACCAAAUGCAGCAAAUAUAGAUUACAGUAAGAAAAAAACACAUUUUUUUGUGUGUGCUAAAACACGUUACCAAAAUUUUUUUUUUAGAUUGUGGGAUUCAAUUUCUUCUUCAUUUCUUUUUUGUUUGUUCAUUCUCCACCCCUACCUCCCACCUCUCUCUCUCUCUCUUCUCCAAUCUAUAAAAAUACAGAAUAUAAUCUCACAUUACAAUAUUCAUAUUACAAUAUUGUUUACAAUCAAGAUGUCUCCCAGAGGAGAAGGCAAGUACCAUGAAGAAUGUCUGUUACAAAGUUAAGAUUUGACUGUACAAACCUAUUGUGUGUGUGUUUUAACUAGGAUUCAUAGUAAGAUCCAGUUUUUUUUUCUCCUGUCAACAAUUUAUCCAUUAAUGCAUCAUAUCUUUUAUGGGUUGAUAUACCAGACUCUAUACUAUUUUAUCUAACUUAUCUUGUUUAGGCUAGAAGAUAGUGUGGCAAAUAUGCAUGCUGGAAAACUUUGGGUUCUAAGAAGAUACUACUUUAUUUUUGGUGAUGGAAUUCAAUGUAAGUCAUUUCUUGCUCUAUAUAAAGGAAAGGCUGCAAAUGGAGAAUGACUUUAGUACACCAAAUGGUUUGAAGGAAUCUGGCUGCUGCUGAGCCAAGUUUCCACAGCACCCCAACCAGGAUGGUGGGAAGAGGUUGUUCAGAUGUGUGGUCGCCAAUUAGUCCGAGAAGUGAUCAACAUUUGUGGCCAUGCGACCUGGAACAGGCCAGUGAGAUAUCCCCAUCGGAGAUCUGCAGAUAUCAUGCCGUCCUCCCUCAAUGAAGAUGCAGGUGCCUUCAAUAUGAUGUUGGGAUUCAGUCCUAAUUUGCCACAACAGCUGAGGGCAACACCAUCUGAGAGGCCGCCAUUGUCACUAGAGCUACAACGACAAGAACCUGCAAUAGAGGAUUCAAAGCCUAGUCCUGAAGAGUUGAAGGAUAUUAUUCACAAUAGACAAGGGGAAGCAGAAAAUAGCCUUUCAAAAUUAGAAUACUUAAGCUUGAAUACUCAUUCCCGAAAAAAGCGACAGAUCAAUGAAGAUUCGCUGACUGAGAAAUGUUGCCAACGUAAAUGUACCAGAAGAUUUAUGCUUAAAUUUUGCUAAGAUGAAGCUAAUUGUGCACAUCUUACCUGAUGCUCACAUGUAUUCUUGAUGAAAUUUUUACUGAUAUCUCUUUCUGGCUGCAUGAUUAUUAGAAUAUGAGAAAUUACUAUAUUAUUUGAUUUUUUUCAUUUGAUGUGAAAGGAAAUGUACUUUCUGUUUUGUAGUUUCUGUGAAUAAAACUUCUUGUGCUGAAA
Molecule: messenger RNA, 3348 nt
Organism: Marmota monax (woodchuck)
Lineage: Eukaryota; Metazoa; Chordata; Mammalia; Rodentia; Sciuridae
Product: prorelaxin H2-like
Exons: 3
Coding region: 2714-3154 (146 amino acids)
Cellular component (GO): extracellular region
Molecular function (GO): hormone activity
Source: RefSeq, a predicted model, not a curated record